Molecule: messenger RNA, 603 nt
Organism: Halteromyces radiatus
Lineage: Eukaryota; Fungi; Mucoromycota; Mucoromycetes; Mucorales; Cunninghamellaceae
Product: NAD(P)H:quinone oxidoreductase, type IV
Exons: 7
Molecular function (GO): NAD(P)H dehydrogenase (quinone) activity; FMN binding
Source: RefSeq, a predicted model, not a curated record
CCAAACUUAUAUAUCGUACUUUAUUCUCUUUAUCAUCAUGUUUAUAAGUUGUCUAAAGAGAUAGCUGAAGGUGCAUCUGCCAAUGGAUGUAACGUUAAAAUAUUCCAAGUUCAAGAAACAUUGUCAAAUGAUAUUUUAGAGAAAAUGCAUGCACCUGCUAAACCUGAUCUUCCCAUCAUCACUCCUGCUGAAUUGGCUGAAGCUGAUGGUAUUCUAUUUGGUAUUCCUACACGAUUUGGACUCGUCCCAGCUCAAAUAAAAACAUUAUUAGAUGCAACUGGCAGUUUGUGGGUAAAAGGAGGAUUAGCUCAAAAAUUUGCAGGCUUUUUCUUCUCAACAGCAUCAUCACAUGGUGGACAAGAAACAACUGCAUUAACCUCGGUGACAUACUUAGUACAUCAUGGUAUCAACUUUGUUCCAUUUGGCUACCCUAAUCCGGCAUUAUUCGACAAUACAAAAGUCAUCGGUGGAUCUCCUUAUGGAGCAGGAACAAUGGCCAAUGGAGAUGGAUCAAGACAACUUAUUGAAGAAGAACUAGCUAUGGCCAAGAAUCAAGGACAAAACUUUGGCAAAUUCUUAGCGACGUAUCAUCGAGGUGUCAAC